UGUUAUAACGAGUUAGCAGGUGUAAUACAGAGAUUUCACCAUGUGUCUGGAAUUUCUCAAAAUGUCGGAUACACAGUCUGCAAGAAAUGCAAGAAGAAGGAAGUAUGAAGAAAAACCCAAACAAGGAUUUUUCCGGAAUUUGAUAGACUCGGUUAGAUUUCGUGGGAAGAAGAUGGGCGCUGUCCUUGGAUUGGUGGACACAAAAUUAACGUCAUUUCAGAAAAAGAAAUUACUUCAUGAAUUCACAGUGUUCUUUGACCUUAGCAAAGAUGGAAAAUUGGAUUGGAAAGAUUUUGAUAUGGCUAGGCAGAAAAUUUGCGAAAUGAGCGGCUGGAAGCCAGGUACUGAUAAGUACAUUAAAACACACGAACUGUUUGUAACAAUUUGGAGGAAACUGCAGGACGAGGGCGAUGAAAACAACGACGGACUCAUCACAACGGAGGAGUGGUUGAAGAUGUGGCAGAACUUCAGUGAACAGUGUAUUAAAGAGGGAAACAAAGAUGACAAGGUUCCGAGUGAGCGGAAGCUUCCCGAAUGGCUUGAGAACUACAUCCGGUACAAGUUUGACCUCUUUGACAGGACCGGAGAUGGAAAUAUAGACUGUGACGAGUUUGAAUAUGUACUUGGGGAUUUCGGAGUUCCGGCAAAGGAUGCCCGUUCUGCUUUUCUCAUGAUCUCAAAGAAUAAUGAGAAGAAAAUCGACUUUGAAUAUUACAAAGAACUGUGUACGGACUACUUCCGGUCUAAUGACCCCAGUGCACUUGGAAAUUUUAUCACAGGAAAACUAGUUUUUGGGGACACAUGACUUUUUGUUCUCAUAUUAAUUUCACUGUAGACAAAGUUAAAUGCUGCAUGGAAUGUAAACAUCCAAAAAUCUUAUCAACAUAAUCAACAUAAUGACUUAAUUUUUUUUGUUAAUAUAUAUAUUUAUGUUCAUUUGACUUCAGCGACUUGCACUUUUAUUUGAAUAUAAUUUUGCCCAUAUGCAUUGAAUUCAAUAAUAUGAAUAUUAAUAAGCUUCACUGUGAAUUUAUUUGUUUGAAUACAAGAGCCGGAAAAGUUUGAAAAGAUUUUACUUGGCUAAAUGAGAAGGCAGCAUGCACCUUUCUACAACAGGACCAGAAUUGAUAAAUGAUUUUAAUUUCUUAACUAGUAUAUCUGUAUCAAAAAAAAGCGCUAUUCUGGGACUAUGAUAAAAGAAAUUUAUUUUAAAAUGCAAUAAAAUCACAUUCAAAGAAACGUAUACGUAGAUGGCAAACUAAUUUGCAAAAGAAC
Molecule: messenger RNA, 1275 nt
Organism: Saccostrea echinata
Lineage: Eukaryota; Metazoa; Mollusca; Bivalvia; Ostreida; Ostreidae
Product: calexcitin-2-like
Exons: 6
Coding region: 41-805 (254 amino acids)
Molecular function (GO): calcium ion binding
Source: RefSeq, a predicted model, not a curated record